AAGCGAAGGGUUGAACCUCGUCGGCCACCGUCUGAUGUCGUGGCGUUUGCUGUUGUUGCUCAUGAGCUCAAACUCUUAGCACAGUUAUCCGAUCACACCAGCUGCAAUAUCUGGCUUAUUUGGGGUUUGAAUUUGUUUCCUUACACGUUUAUAUAAACCACCGGACAGUGUUACCGUCAGUGUUUCAAGAUGAGGCGCGCAGGUUUGGGUGAAGCAGGCUCUGGUAACUAUGUAGCCAGUGGCUACAGUGUGUAUGAAGAGGAGAAUGAACACCUGCAGGAGGGACUGAGAGCCAAAGUCACAGCUUUGAAGAGUCUGUCAAUCGACAUUGGAACAGAAGUCAAAUACCAGAAUAAAGUGCUGGAGGAUAUGGACACGGACUUUGACUCAACAGGCGGCCUGCUUGGUGCCACCAUCGGCAGAGUCAAGCAGCUGUCCAGAGGCAGUCAGACCAAACUGCUGUGCUACAUGCUGCUCUUCUGCCUUUUCGUCUUCUUCGUCCUGUACUGGUUCAUCAAGCUGAGGUGAUAGGAGGGCCCUCUAUGUUGGACUUGGCCUCUUAACUCCACAUCUUCAUCCCCAGUCUGUGAAACACCGAUGCAUCUCAAAACUAGACCCACAUACUGUAAUGGUGUCUCAGCUUUUACAUGUGCCCACGUCUCCCGACUGUUUCAUAGAAUGACCCCAAAAUUGAGUCACGAAAGAACUACUGAUGCUACGUAAUGGAAUCAUGAAAAGUAAGUAAAAGGGGUCUGAGAUGAUUAAUGACGAAAGUAGAAAUCAUGUACUGUAUAUGUAUAUCUGAAGUAGACACUGCAAGUACGUGUAUGCUGUUGAUAUCAGCCCAAUUUACCUGGAUGGGAAGAUGAGACAUAACAUAGAAGAUACUACUGUGUCAAAAACCUUAAUGCAGUCGUGGGCACAUUGUAAGAUAGAUGUACGAUAGAUGUGAUGCAAGUUGUGUUAAAAGUGAUUAAGUUAUAGAAUGCUACAUGAAGCAGAUAAUCCAGUGUAUUUGCUAAUAAGAAUGAAUGGCUAUAGUACAGCAUUUAGCAUCCAUACAGAAGUUAAUAGCAGUGUUCCUCAUUGUUCCAUCUUUGUUGUAAAGAAUAUUUUUUAAUGUAAAUAAACACAUUUUAUGCUGUG
Sebastes umbrosus (honeycomb rockfish) is the source of this 1146-nucleotide messenger RNA. RefSeq names its product Bet1 golgi vesicular membrane trafficking protein (gene bet1). Lineage: Eukaryota; Metazoa; Chordata; Actinopteri; Perciformes; Sebastidae. The record is from RefSeq and is a predicted model, not a curated record. The coding region runs from base 190 to 528 and encodes 112 amino acids. Gene Ontology annotation, cellular component: Golgi trans cisterna; SNARE complex. Gene Ontology annotation, molecular function: SNAP receptor activity. The transcript has 4 exons. Gene Ontology annotation, biological process: vesicle fusion with Golgi apparatus; endoplasmic reticulum to Golgi vesicle-mediated transport.